CGCAUCUAUUACCUUCAGACUUAAAGUCAGCACCUCAGAGGACGUUUUACUAAGUGAACUAAAUUAGUACCAGUAGAAGAACAAGUCAACAGGAAUCUCUUAACAGUUGCAAUAAAAACUUGAAGAAUCAAGAUGCUGUUUGCAGUAGGUGCUUCGUUCGUCUUCACUUUCAUUCUUGGUAGCUUGUGGUACUCUCCCCUGUUGUUUGGACGUACCUGGGCUAGGUUAGCCUACCCAAACACACGCAUGGAAGAUCUGGGUAAAGGAGGAUCAUUCGUGUACCCAAUGGUGGUUAGCAAUGUUGGACAUUUGUUGAUGUGUGCCUUCCUUAACAUGCUUCUCAGGAAUUAUAUCCAUGCGAGCAGCAUCCAAGAGGCCACCCAGAGCUCACUUCUUGUUGCUGUGAUAGUCGUAUCUCCCCAGGUCGCCCACACAGCCUUCCAGAAGAAACCAUGGCUCCUUUACCUCAUAGAUCAGAGCUACGAUGCCACGGUCAUUGUGGCCUGCAGUGUAAUCAUGACAUGGCUUGGCUAGAAAAUGACGUUAUAUUGUCUGAUAGACUAGUCUGUGCUCAAAGUGACCCACACAACCGAUGAGAGUUGGAAACUACAUUACCAUAUUAUGCCUAGGUCACAUUUGCUC
This is a messenger RNA of Owenia fusiformis, 642 nucleotides long. NCBI's taxonomy places the organism in Eukaryota, Metazoa, Annelida, Polychaeta, Sabellida, Oweniidae. The record is from the annotation of a GenBank genome assembly.